UAGCAAAUUAAAUGUUUUGGAAGCAAUUAAAUUUAUUGGAGAUGCGUGGAAUGCUAUUACACAACAAACUAUUCAUAAUUGUUGGAAAAAAACAGGUAUUUUACCUGAUUCUAACUCAUCAACUAUCGAAACAGCAACCGAAGAACAACAAAAUUUAGAAAACAAUAAUUUAGAAGAUUUGCGGCAAAUUUUAGAAUCAGAAACUGCUAAUAGUAUUAAAUUUGAGGAUAGUUUAAGUGAUGAAGAGCUAGAUUUAAUAAGUCAUAAAGAAGGAUUAAAUGCUUUAACUACUUUUAUUGAUUACUUUAAACAACAAACAGAUGCGGAUUUUAAAAUUGAAGAUUUGAAUAUUUUCAAAAAAUAUAAUAAUAUUGUUAGAAAAAAAUAUUUAGCAAAUAUGAAGCAAAAAACUUUAGAAAAUUUUCUUUAA
This is a messenger RNA of Scutellospora calospora, 430 nucleotides long. The record is from the annotation of a GenBank genome assembly. NCBI's taxonomy places the organism in Eukaryota, Fungi, Glomeromycota, Glomeromycetes, Diversisporales, Gigasporaceae.